GUUACAGUCCACCUUCUCCACUUGGCUCACUUCAGUCAUAUCAAGAUGUCGACUGCCAACAAGCACGCGUUGUUCGUCAAUUACACGGCGCCCGAAGACGCCCGGGACGGUGUUCUGCGUACCCGGAUACGGCGACAUGUAAUGGAGGACAUUGGUCGUGCUAGGCGGCGCAGACCUCCACGGCCGCGCGUUGUGGCACUGGAGCUGCGGCGCGAGACUGAGUAUCAGAACCGGGUACCGCGCGGUCUCGAGCCCUCCACUACGUCUACGGGCCUGCAUUUGGGUCUAGAGGACUGGGAAUUGAUCCGUUUCACUAUCACGGAAGCCGAGUACAGGUACCGCCCCUUCCGCGUGGUCUGGAACCACAUAGCCAUGCGCGACCCAGCAGCUAUCAAUCUAACGCUGGCGGCCGCGUCCGUAUACAAGCGGCAAACGCUAGGCCUGCCUGGCCACCCUGGCGAUUUCAACAUAUACUACACCAGGUCCUUGGCGCACCUCAACGCGAAACUGGGCGGGUCGAUGGCUGAGCAGACUAGCGAGGGCGCUAUCAUCACCGUCUUGGGACUUGCCUGUCAUGAUGUCGGUGUCCGCAAUUGGGAACGCUGGGCUUACCAUGCCAACGGACUAGCAACCAUCGUGCGUAUGCGAGGCGGCAUGGACGGUCUCGAGGACGGCGCAGUAGCUUAUGCAACGUGGGUCGAUGUAGCCGCCAACGAAGUGAUGGGCCGACGACCCCAGAUCCCCGUCCCCGCCCAAUAUCUCCGCCCCAUCAACGACCACAUCCCCACCCCCAGACUUCAAGCUCUCCUCUCCGGCCUCGAUCCUGCCACAUCCCUGGCGAUGCGCCGGCUCUCCUUCCUCGCCAGCACCGUGAACGACCGCUUAGCACAAAGCGACAACUCCGAGUUUUGGGUCAACGACUGCGAGGCGUCACGGCUGCUGGUGCCCUCGAUCCACGCGCUGCAGGCGAUUCCCGAACAGUCUGAGUGGCCGGGGCCACUGAUCAGAUGGGCCGGCCAGAUAUUGGUCUUGGGACUUAAGCGCCGGCUUGACUUCAAUACGGGCGAUGGGGACCUUUUGCGGGACCGGUUAGUCGAUGCGUUGUCGUUAUCCUCGCAGCAAAUAUGGCAGGAACAAGCCAUUCACGCGUCCUGGGAUUUGGAGCUCUGGGCGCUACUAACUACAGUGUCGUAUCUGGAUAACCUAUCGGUGGACGAUGCUACGAUAUUGACGCUGCGUAUUUGCCAGGUAAUGCGGGAGGGUGGAUUAACGGCCGGCCUGAGAGAAGCCUUGGAUAUUUGCCGGGAUAUCGCGUGGGUUGAUGAGGUUGUGGUGCCGGGACGGGUUGAACAACUGGGCGAUCUAAUUCUUUCUUACGAGUAGCGCUAUGUAGCACUAGGAUUUUCAUAGCGCUACUAUGAUUUCGAAUACCCUGUGUUUAAAUAUAGUGAGAACUACAUGGUGUAUUGGCCCUUAGAAGAAAACGAGGUAGUCUACACGAAGAAAACUUAGUAUUUUAAUAUUAAUACGUCUUUGCAUGC
This is a messenger RNA of Microdochium trichocladiopsis, 1541 nucleotides long. RefSeq lists its product as uncharacterized. The record is from RefSeq and is a predicted model, not a curated record. The transcript has 4 exons. The coding region runs from base 46 to 1383 and encodes 445 amino acids. NCBI's taxonomy places the organism in Eukaryota, Fungi, Ascomycota, Sordariomycetes, Xylariales, Microdochiaceae.